This is a messenger RNA of Lactuca virosa, 306 nucleotides long. NCBI's taxonomy places the organism in Eukaryota, Viridiplantae, Streptophyta, Magnoliopsida, Asterales, Asteraceae. The record is from the annotation of a GenBank genome assembly.
GCUAGAGAAAGAAAAUCUAAAGAUAGAGUGCAUGAAGAUAAUCAAAGGGCUUGCGAUGUUGGUGUUUGUAGGGUACCUUUUCCUAUGGGUGAUGACACCAACCUAUGUCUUCAAGCAAAAGUGGCUCGUUCGGGUUCGAGCCCACACCACUUCUACUUACUUUGGAACUCAAGGUCCAACGAUGUUGCUCUAUUCAUUCCCUGUUUUGUUCAUGGCUGUCAUGGGCAGUGUGUAUCUGCAUUUAAGGAAAAAAUCGAACCAAAAACCGCAUUGAAGGGCAAAAAGAAGCUACCAAUGGUAACUUAA